Molecule: messenger RNA, 3002 nt
Organism: Labrus bergylta (ballan wrasse)
Lineage: Eukaryota; Metazoa; Chordata; Actinopteri; Labriformes; Labridae
Gene: hars
Product: histidyl-tRNA synthetase
Biological process (GO): histidyl-tRNA aminoacylation; mitochondrial translation
Cellular component (GO): mitochondrion; cytosol; cytoplasm
Molecular function (GO): ATP binding; histidine-tRNA ligase activity; RNA binding
Source: RefSeq, a predicted model, not a curated record
AGCAAACUCGCAGACAGCUGCUGUGUUCGUCCCGGUGAAUUUAAUCAAAAUAACACCAUGGAGGACAAGGCACAGAUACAAGAGGCGAUUAAAACUCAAGGUGAAGUCGUUCGGAAGCUGAAGUCAGAGAAGGCGAGCAAAGAGCAGUGAUAGGGUUGCUUACCACUUUUCUCCUGUUCUUCCUGCCCGACCCUGGACGCCCCCGGCCUGCCUCGCCCUUCAUCAUCACCAUCAUCUACCUCCUCCUGGACCUCACUGCUGCACUCACUCCCUCGCUGACCUUCCUCGGACCGUUGUGAUUGGCUUUUGUGGCCGGGCUGCUUUUACCCAUGAUGCGCUCCUGAACUUCUGUUUGUCCAAUUUUUGGACGUACAUUUUUUACCUUAAUGUUUUUGAAUCCCCGCUGCCGUGGGAUGAACUCACUGGGCAUGUUUUGUGUUCGUACUCUUGCUGUGGUGGGCUGUCGGACUGCAACACGUGCUCGCGCUCUGUGCACAUCUCCUGGGAUCACUGUGGCUCAGAUCGAUGAAGAAGUUGCCAAACUGCUGGAGUUGAAGGCUAAGAUAGGAGGAGAUGAAGUCAAACAUCAGUUUGUCCUCAAGACAGCAAAGGGAACGAGGGACUACAACCCCAAACAGAUGGCCAUCCGAGAGAAAGUCUUCAACACCAUCAUCAGCUGCUUUAAACGCCACGGAGCCGAGACCAUCGACACGCCUGUUUUUGAACUGAAGGAAACGUUGACGGGGAAGUACGGAGAAGAUUCAAAGCUCAUCUACGACCUCAAAGAUCAAGGCGGCGAGCUGCUGUCGCUCAGAUAUGACCUCACUGUGCCCUUCGCCCGCUACCUGGCGAUGAACAAGAUAACCAACAUCAAACGGUACCACAUCGCCAAGGUCUACCGCCGUGAUAACCCAGCCAUGACCCGCGGACGCUACAGAGAGUUUUACCAAUGUGAUUUUGACAUAGCGGGGCAGUACGACGCCAUGAUUCCUGAUGCUGAGUGUCUGAAGAUCGUCUAUGAAAUCCUCAGUGAGCUGGACCUCGGAGACUUCCGUAUCAAGGUCAACGACAGACGCAUCCUGGACGGGAUGUUUGCCGUGUGUGGCGUUCCAGACGACAAGUUCCGCACAAUCUGUUCGACAGUGGAUAAACUGGACAAGUUGCCCUGGGAGGAGGUGAAGAAGGAGAUGGUGAACGAGAAGGGCCUGUCGGAGGAAGCUGCGGACCAGAUCGGGGAGUACGUCAGUAUGCAGGGAGGAAUGGACCUCGCAGAGCGCCUCCUUCAGGACCCCAAAAUGUCUCAGAGUAAGCAGGCCUGUGCCGGCCUGUCUGACAUAAAGCUGCUCUUCAGCUACCUGCAGCUCUUCCAGGUCACAGACAAGGUGGUGUUCGACCUCAGUCUGGCCCGGGGUCUGGACUACUACACAGGAAUCAUUUAUGAGGCGGUACUGACGCAGGCAGGUGUGGCCCCCGUGUGCACCGAAGCCCAAAACGGGGCCCCCGGAGAGGAGAGUGUCAGUGUGGGCAGCGUGGCAGGCGGAGGGCGGUACGAUGGCCUGGUGGGCAUGUUUGACCCCAAAGGAAGGAAAGUGCCGUGUGUGGGCGUCAGCAUCGGCAUCGAGAGGGUCUUCUCCAUCAUGGAGCAGAAGGCCGAGGCCUCAGCAGAGAAGGUUCGCACCACAGAGGUUCAGGUCAUGGUGGCGUCUGCUCAGAAGAACCUGAUGGAGGAGAAACUCAAACUGGUCUCUGAGCUCUGGAACGCUGGCAUUAAGGCAGAGGUGAUGUACAAGAAGAACCCCAAACUGCUGAGUCAGCUGCAGCACUGUGAGGAGUCUGGGAUCCCCCUGGUGGCCAUACUGGGAGAACAGGAGCUAAAGGAUGGUGUGGUCAAACUCCGAGUGGUGGCAACCAGAGACGAGGUUGAUAUUUCCAGAGCAGACCUUAUAGCUGAGAUCAGGAGGAGGACAUCUGAGGCCUAGUCUAUCCCCCCCCUUCAUAUUCUGCCACAUCAUCCGAUUGCUUCACACACACACACACACACACACACACCACACACACACACACAUACAUACAUACAUACAUACAUACAUACAUACAUACAUACAUACAUACAUACAUACAUAUACACACACACACACACACACUCUGCAGACUCCUGACCAGGAACACGGUCUCGUCUGGUCCUCGAGCAUGUUGGACAUCGUGCAGCCCUGACAACACUCCAUCCCUGUUGUUCUUGAAGCGGCCACACAGACCGUUUGGUGCGUUCAUGAAGGCUGAUACAAGAACACUGAUGCUGAGAGGACGUGAGUUCAACAGGAUGUGCUUCUUAAAGAAACACGGAGCAGUGAACAGGAAGAUAGACAGAUGUUUGGCCUGUAUGGACUUCUUUAUAAACGGUAUUUUAUCCUGAAAGAUGUUUGGGAGACACAGCUCUGUGGUUGUCUGAAACCUCUUCACCCUGACCUGCUGUGUCCCCGCUCGGUCAGGAAACAAAUCCUGGUUCAGGGUUAAAGAGCUCUCUAACAGCCUGUACAGAGAUAUCUGGAUAAAUAGAUACUAUUUGAAUGUAAGAUAUUAUUGAUGUUCUCAGUCAGGUGGUUGACUGGAGAGUCAUGAAUGGUCUCUGUAGUUACAGUCGACUCAGAUCUCCUGUAGUUCAUCUUCAGAUUAAAGGAUUAGCUUCAUAAAAACGUUUUUUGUUUACAGUUUGACUAGUUUAUUCAAAGAGAAGCCUGAAAACCAUCAGCAAAUCAAAAAGAACCAGCUCAGCGUGAAAUACCGUUUUUUGAGAAGUCCCACUUUACUUCAUGUGUAAAAAUGAUUUCACGUUGCUCUCUUCACCAAUCUUUAACAUUAACCCAACUAUGAAAGUGUAAUAAGUGAACAAGGAGAUCAGUUUGUCUUCAUCGGGUUAAUUUCAAAGAAACAGAAACUGUCUGUGUCUGUACGCUCACGAAUCUGAAAUAAAAAUAUCCAUCAUUUGUCUGGAAACAGAAGAA